Molecule: messenger RNA, 1104 nt
Organism: Ustilaginoidea virens
Lineage: Eukaryota; Fungi; Ascomycota; Sordariomycetes; Hypocreales; Clavicipitaceae
Exons: 6
Coding region: 1-1104 (367 amino acids)
Molecular function (GO): protein binding
Source: RefSeq, a predicted model, not a curated record
AUGGGCCUCCGCGACAUGCUCAGGAAAAAGGACGGCACGGACGGCACGGACAACGUGACGGCCGCCGAGGGGCAGCCGGCGGCCCGCAAGCUGGGCGGCACCGACAUCACCUUUGUGCGGACGGCCACCUCGUCGCAGGAGAGGGUGUGUCCCCCGCCGGCCGAGGCCAACGAGGACUUGCUGUCGCCCAAGGCGUCGGUCCGCUCUCCGCGCCGGAGCCUCGACGUGUUCUGGUCCAACCGCCCCCGGAGCGAGUCCGCCUCGUCCCAGGCCAGCCACUCGUCGCGACGGAGACUCUCGGAGCGCCUGCACCUGAGCCGCUCGCCCGAGUCGUCGGACCACGUCCCAGUGAACCUGCCGGACAUUACGCAGUCCAACGACCCGGACGACCAGUCGCAGUGGGAGAGGCGCGCCACCCUGCUGGCCAAGCAGCCCAUCGUGCCGGGGGUCCCGGGAGCCCUCCCGUCUCUGUCGACAAACAUCCCGCAGUUGGGUGUGGGCCAUCGCGACAGGAGCGCCGGCCCGUCGCCUGUGUCGUCCAAGACUAUAGACCAGGAUAUCCAGGAAGCCAUUCGGCUGCACGAAGAGGGCGACCUGGAGCGAUCGACGAGCAUGUUUGGUCAGUUGGCUGAUCCCCAGGGGGCGAAUAAUCCCCUCAGCCAGGUCUUGUAUGGCCUUGCGUUGAGGCACGGCUGGGGCUGCGAAGCAAACCUGGCCAGAGCAGUCAAAUAUCUCACCGCUGCCGCGUCCAGCUCGGCCGCCGUCGAGCAGUUGGCCCUUGAAGCCGGGAUGAAGAAAGGAGGCGCGGCCAAGGGCGAGCUCGUCAUGGCUAUUUUCGAGCUCGCCAACUGUUUUCGUCACGGCUGGGGCCUGGGACGAGACCCGUUUGCAGCAAAGCAGUAUUACGAAACAGCGGCAAACCUUGGAGAUAGUGACGCUAUGAACGAAGUUGCCUGGUGUUAUCUGGAAGGAUUUGGGUGUAAAAAAGACAAGCACGCUGCGGCGCAGUAUUAUCGACUGGCCGAGAGAUCCGGCAGCAAAACGCUAGGGAAUACUUGGAUAUGGAAGGAGAAGUACGACCCUCACGAGCAGGGGAAGAAGUGA